GGAAUAAAAAGUAACAACCAGUCAGAAUGAAAUGCUUCUGACUCGAAGCUGAGACGCUUCAGCUGAAAAGUGCGGAGUUUUCCGUGUCCACCAGCAGUUUGGUCCUUUCAGAGCCGCUGGACAAGAAGAACCUCCUUCCACCCCGGGAAGGACAAACAGGGAUCUGACGUGUUGACACUGCCACCGUGUGGCCUGAGAGCGCAAAUGCAGCAACUUCGAGCAAAUUUCAUUUUGUUCCACUUUCCGUGCGAACACUUUGCCGACCACUUCGACCAGCUGGUUCAUUUCCUCACAUCCCGAUUGAGAACAUUACAGUUGGUUUGACUGCAGUCUGUAAAAGUAAGCUGCGAAGAGGGAGGAAGUGUAAACCGUAAUGAAGUUACUGAUUAACAUCUGCCUUAAGAUGGGUGGUAUUAUGGUUUGCCCUGCAACCUUUGCCCAGCAACUGACUUUAUUAUUUCGGAAAAAAAGAGGUGGGGAAGAGGAAGGAAGACUAAAACAUAAGGUAGCCUUUGCUUCUUUCUGAAACAUCGUCUGGACAGGUUUGGCAGGACAUAAAAAUGGCUCCGUGGAGCAGCCGCGUCUUUGCGUGGACGUUUCUCUGUGUGGUUUUCUUCUCAAACGCUCGUUCUGCAACUAUUCCUGAUGUCCAGAGCCUCAGAGGUUUCCAGAGACAUCUUCUGGAGGAGACAGAAAAUAAAACAUCCACUAAUUCCAGUUCAACACGGGCGGAAGCCGCAGACGGGAGCCACACAUCCAUACAGUGGUCGUAUCUGGCAGCAGGACUCGGUACCGUCCUCUCACUCUCGCUCUUCGUUGUGUUGGCCGUGAAGUUUCGGCUCUUCCACCGCUUUCUGGCCAGCUACAGGCACUCCCUGCUCCUGGAGACCGACGGGGUCAGCCAGUACGGCCAGGAGGACACCUCGUACCCAAACGUGUCGGGCCAAUUGGGAGUGAUGGAAGGCCCUGGGAGGGGAGUGGAGGAGGACGACGACGGCUUCAUCGAGGACAACUACAUCCCGACCAGUGAGAACGAGAGGGCCAAGAGAGAACGCGGGGAGGGCAAAGUGGAGGAGUUGGAAGACAGUGAUGACGAUGAGCUGCACUUCAGCAUUGGGUGAUUAUAGACGGAAUUACAGAAAAACUGCCGGUUCAUAACUCAGAUUAAUAUUUUCUUAGGAACCAUCGCAAAGAAUUUUUUCAGAUUUGUGUUUUUGCCCAUUUGAUGAUAGUUUGUAGCCCAUGAGUUUCUCAUUUGGUUUUGACGUAUUUUAGCUUUACCCAGUUAGAAACAAGCAUCUUCAUAAAAGCUGUCGUAUGUAAUUUUUGUAAAAAAAAAAUAGAUAAAUCUUACUUGCCACAAUUUAGUAUGAGUCAGAUAAUGUGUGAAAACAACCAAACUCAUCCGCCUUCUCCCAGUGCUAACUCCAGAAAUAUAACCACUCAGUCAUACACGCAAUCAGAGAAGUCUUUAUUUCCCAGACCAAAAGUAGUCUAUAUCAUUAAAAAAUCAUUUCAAAAAGAUUAUCAAGUAAAAAACACAGAUGCAUCCAUCACAAAGCAAACAAACAGUUAUUCAAAUAUUUAACCCUCCCGCGGUCUUAGCGCAAAGCUCAAGAUGAGCGCGGCAGAUGUCACAGUCGGACAGUGGGGAAGUGGGGGAGGUUAUCCCAUGAGACCGUCAGUUCCCAAAACCACACACAAAAGCAACCAUGUAAAAGUGCAUUCAGGGUCAGUGCAAACUUGCUGGAUUGCGCACAAAGUAAAAAGCUGGUGGGGUCAAAAUGACAUCGUCUCUUAAAACCGUUGGAGGGUUGAAAAAGCUGAUUAAGUUGAUCGACACGUUCAAACGACACAAAAGUGUUAACUUGUAGUUUCUCGGUGAGACACAGUCAGAACCAGGAAGAGGGUCUUACCGCUGUCAGUCAGGCUCGUGUACGCGCUUGCCAUCAGCAAAGCCUUUCAUGAAUGCUAAGGCUAGUUAGCAUGGCCUCUCAUGACAGCAGAUAAAAAGAUUUCUCCGCCAUUGGCACAAUUAGCAGCGCAAACACACACAUGAUUGAUAUCACCAAGACCCUCCUCUGAAUUUCAAUUUCUGUUUCGUACCAGGAGCGGUUUAUUUCUGCAAAUAGCACAUGGAGGAGGUGAAGGAAUCUGAUCUUUUCAGAGAUUGCCUGGCUCAUAACACACUGUCACGGCAUGGCGACAGUUUGAACGACUAUGUGAAAAACAUAUUUUUACUGCAGCUUUAAAAUAAUUUAGUGAAGUUACAGCACACUACAGAAAUUCAGCCUCAAACACUUCACCUCACUGGGAAGGGCAGCAUUACUUUUUUAUGACAAACGACUGACAUGCAGUGGUUGCAUUUCUUGUGCGCACUCUGACCUCUGAUUGCACUUUUUUUUUUUUAAUUGCUCAGUGUUUUAGUUAAAAUGAUUUUCUUCACAUUAUAUGUUCUGUGUUAUGGGGAGCUUGAAGACCACACACACAAAAAAAUUAUUAAAUUCAGCAUAAACUCUUUAAAAUAUUUUAAUGCAUGUGUGAAAUAUAUGGAGAUGUUUUCAGAAUGACUGAAAUCUGUCUCGAGGUGAUUAUGUUUUGAAAGUCACAUUUGCUACAGCCUUAAUGUUCACGUAUAUUUUUUUUUACAUUAUAUAUAUAUA
This is a messenger RNA of Gambusia affinis (western mosquitofish), 2663 nucleotides long. Its product is annotated as type III endosome membrane protein TEMP-like. The record is from RefSeq and is a predicted model, not a curated record. NCBI's taxonomy places the organism in Eukaryota, Metazoa, Chordata, Actinopteri, Cyprinodontiformes, Poeciliidae. The coding region runs from base 561 to 1121 and encodes 186 amino acids. The transcript is spliced from 3 exons.